Fukomys damarensis (Damara mole-rat) is the source of this 10662-nucleotide messenger RNA. It is a transcript of the gene Map1a, whose product is annotated as microtubule associated protein 1A. Bases 649 to 9333 code for a protein of 2894 amino acids. Gene Ontology annotation, cellular component: microtubule associated complex; synapse; neuronal cell body. Gene Ontology annotation, molecular function: microtubule binding; actin binding. The record is from RefSeq and is a predicted model, not a curated record. NCBI's taxonomy places the organism in Eukaryota, Metazoa, Chordata, Mammalia, Rodentia, Bathyergidae. The transcript is spliced from 8 exons. Gene Ontology annotation, biological process: regulation of microtubule depolymerization; microtubule cytoskeleton organization; axonogenesis.
GCAGGCCCGGGCUCUCCGACGGCUCAGAAUCCCGCCGAGCCGCGGUGCGAGACUCCAGCCGCCGAAGUGGCACCGGCGUGCUGGGACCCGAGGAGGCAUUCAUUGCUCAUCGUGAUCGGCGACAUCGGAACCGAGAGCCAGCUGAGGGCUGUGCGGGCCCACCUAGAGCAAGGGAUUCUCUCCUGGAACAUUGACCUAUCAUCUUUUGACUUGAACCAGCAGUUGAGACUCUUCAUUACUUGGCACCUAGCUCACUUCUCCUCAGAGGUUAAAGGCCAGAGGACCCUCUGCCACCAGAGUGACACCCUAGAGACCAUCGUCCUGGUAAACCCCAGUGCAGACAGCAUCAGCUCUGAGGUUUACCAUCUCCUUAGCAGCCCGUCAGCUCACAAACUACUCAUCUUAAGUGGGCAAAGUCUAGAGCCUGGGGGAGACCUCAUCCUGCAGAGUGGCACCUAUUCCUACCAAGACUUUGCCCAGGUCCUUCACAAGCCAGAGAUUGCCCAGUUGCUCAGCAACAGAGACCCUGGGAUCCAAGCUCUGCUCACUGUGUCCUGCAUAGGGGAGGGAGAUUGGAGCCGCCUGGGCUCAUCCAGUUCCCAAGAGACCCUGCAUCUCCGACUGAAUCCUGAUCCUGUGCUACCCACCAUGGAUGGUGUGGCUGAGUUCUCCGAAUACGUCUCUGAGACCGUGGAUGUGCCAUCUCCUUUUGACCUGCUUGAGCCCCCCACUUCAGGGGGCUUCCUGAAGCUUUCUAAACCUUGCUGUUACAUCUUCCCAGGUGGCCGUGGGGACUCUGCCCUUUUUGCUGUCAACGGGUUCAAUAUCCUGGUGGAUGGGGGUUCUGAUCGCAAGUCCUGCUUCUGGAAGCUGGUGCGGCACCUGGACCGCAUUGACUCGGUGCUGCUCACGCACAUUGGGGCAGACAACCUGCCAGGCAUCAACGGGCUUCUGCAGCGCAAAGUGGCAGAGCUGGAGGAGGAGCAGUCCCAGGGCUCCAGCAGCUACAGCGACUGGGUAAAGAACCUCAUCUCCCCUGAACUCGGCGUGGUCUUCUUCAACGUGCCCGAUAAGCUGCGGCUGCCUGAUGCCUCCCGGAAGGCCAAGCGCAGCAUCGAGGAGGCCUGCCUCACUCUGCAGCACCUAAACCGCCUGGGCAUCCAGGCCGAGCCUCUCUACCGUGUGGUCAGCAACACCAUUGAGCCACUGACCCUCUUCCACAAAAUGGGUGUGGGCCGGCUGGACAUGUAUGUCCUCAACCCUGUCAAAGACAGCAAGGAGAUGCAGUUCCUUAUGCAGAAGUGGGCAGGCAACAGUAAAGCCAAAACUGGCAUUGUACUGGCCAAUGGGAAGGAGGCUGAGAUCUCGGUGCCCUACCUGACCUCUAUCACUGCCCUGGUGGUCUGGCUGCCAGCCAACCCCACCGAGAAGAUUGUGCGUGUGCUUUUUCCAGGAAAUGCUCCCCAGAAUAAGAUUCUGGAGGGCCUGGAAAAGCUCCGGCACUUGGACUUCCUGCGAUACCCUGUGGCCACACAGAAAGACCUGGCUGCUGGGGCAGUGCCUGCCAACUUGAAACCCAGCAAAAUCAAACAGCGGACUGACAGCAAGGAGAGCCUCAAAGCUGCUACCAAGACAGUAGCGAGCAAGCUAGCCAAGCGGGAGGAAGUGGCAGAAGAGGGAGCCAAGGAGGCCCGCUCAGAGCUGGCCAAGGAGUUAGCCAAGACAGAGAAAAAAGCAAAAGAGCCACCUGAGAAACCCCCAGAGAAGCCUGCCAAGCCUGAGAGGGUGAGGACAGAGUCAAGUGAGGCCUUAAAGGCAGAAAAACGAAAGCUGAUCAAAGACAAGGUAGGGAAGAAGCACCUGAAAGAAAAGAUAUCAAAGCUAGAAGAGAAAAAAGACAAGGAGAAAAAAGAGAUCAAGAAGGAGAGGAAGGAGCUCAAAAAGGAUGAUGGAAGGAAGGAGGAGAAGAAGGAUGCCAAGAAGGAGGAGAAGAGGAAAGACGCCAAACCUGAGGUCAAGAAAAUUUCCAAACCAGACCUGAAGCCCUUUACCCCUGAGGUACGCAAGACCCUCUACAAAGCGAAGGCCCCUGGAAGGAUCAAGGUGGACAAGAACCGUGCUGCCCGGGGUGAGAAAGAGCUGUCUUCUGAGCCUCGGACACCCCCAGCCCAAAAGAGUGCUGUGCCACCUGCCCCUGUCAGUGGACACAGGGAGCUGGCCCUCUCUUCGCCAGAAGACCUCACACAAGAUUUUGAGGAGAUGAAGCAUGAGGAGAGGGAACAAAGGGACACAGGACUAGGAGAAAAACCACUCCCUCUCAGUACAACAGAGGAGGGACCCACAAGUGUAGCUAUGCAGGAAACGCAACCCUCUGUCCCAGGGCUGGGACAGGAAGAGCAUGUGAUGAAGGAGAAAGAGGUUGUCCCCAGCAUAGCUAAGGAACAAGGCACAAAGGACAGAGGCCCAGACAGUGGGGCUAAAACGGAGGAGAAAAACGAAACCUGUGGGGAGAAGAAGCAGAAGGAAGCAGAGAGGCUCCCAGAUAGAGCAGAAGCCAGGGAGGAAAGUGAGCCUGAGGUAAAGGAGGAUGUGAUAGAAAAGGCUGAGUUAGAAGAAAUGGAGGAGGUGCACCCUUCAGACGAGGAGGAAGAGGAAGAGACAAAGGCUGAGGGUUUUUAUCAAAAACAUAUGCAGGAAGCCUUGAAGGUCAUCCCAAAGGGCAGGGAAGCUCUUGGGGUCCGGGAACUGGGACUCCAUGGCAAGGCCACGGAGAAGGAGACCUCGUUGUUUUUAAGCAGCUUGGCUACGACUGCUGGGGCCACUGAGCAUGUGUCUUACAUCCAGGAUGAGACAAUCCCUGGCUACUCAGAGACCGAGCAGACCAUCUCAGAUGAGGAGAUCCACGAUGAGCCAGAGGAACGUCCUGCUGCACCCAGGUUCCCAGCCAGUACGUAUGACCUCCCUAGGCCUGAAGGUCCCGGCCCCUUUGAUGCUGGCCAGCCUGCAGAUGGUGCUGUUCCCGCCCCCUCAAGCAAAGGCUUUGGAGCACCAGAGACAGAACUCGCCUAUCCCCCCAACAUAGUGGCUGCCCCUCUGGCCGAAGAGGAACACGUGUCCUCGGCCACUUCAAUCACGGAAUGUGACAAACUCUCUUCCUUCGCCACGUCAGUGGCCGAGGAUCAGUCUGUGGCAUCACUCACAGCUCCCCAGACAGAGGAGACAGGCAAGAGCUCUCUUCUGCUUGAUACAGUCACAAGCAUCCCCUCCUCCCGCACUGAGGCCACUCAGGGCUUGGACUACAUGCCAUCAGCGGGAACCAUCUCACCCACCUCCUCACUGGAAGAAGACAAGGGCUUCAAAUCGCCUCCGUGUGAGGACUUCUCUGUGACUGGAGAGUCAGAGAGACGAGAGGUCAUGGGGAAAGGCUCAACUGGGAAGAGAGCUGUGGAAGAGGAAAAGGAGGAGAGGGCAAAUGUGGAGGUAUCUGAAAAACUUCGCGGUCAAUAUGGAACCCCAGUGUUUGGUGCCCCUGGACAUGCCAUACAACCAGGGGAAGCUGCCCUUGCUGAGGCUGAGGAACGCUGCCUCAGCCCAGAUGACAGCACAGUGAAGAUGGCCUCCCCUCCACCAUCUGGCCCCCCCAGUGCCACCCACACACCCUUUCAUCAGUCCCCAGUGGAAGAAAAGUCUGAGCCCCAAGAUUUUCAAGAAGAAGAAGAAGAAGAAGAAUCUUGGCAAGGUGCUAAGCAUAUACCAGGUGUAAGAGAGGAGUAUGUUGCAGAAGAGACAGUCAAGCCAGGGCCUAAAGAGGGCUCACUAGAGAAGGAAGGAAAGGAGGCUCCUUCCAGGAGUCCCCAGGCUCAGGAAGCACCUGCCAGCAUUGCUGGGGGACAUACAGGCUGCACCAUCCAACUGUUGCCAGAACAAGACAAAGCAAUAGUCCUUCAGACAGCAGAGGCAGGAGAGACUAUGGAAGUGGGAAUUGGGUUCCCAGGGCCAAUUCUGGGGCCAGAAGCACUUCCCAAGGAAUUGAGGACAUCACUCCAAGAACCUGGCGAAUCUCAGAAAGAUGAGGUGCUCACACUUCCUGACCAAAGCCUCUCCCCCGAAGACGCAGAGUCCCUCUCUAUCCUCAGUGUGGUUUCCGCAGACACUGCCAAACAUGAGUCAACCCCCCGGUCACCCUGUGGCCUGACAGAGCAGCACAUAUACACAGAACUAUGGCCAGAGUUAUCUCCAGAAGAUACCCAGUCUCUUUCUGUCUCAGAAGAGAGUCCCAGCAAGGAAACCUCUCUGGAUAUCUCUUCAAAGCAGCUCUCUCCAGAAAGCCUUGGUACCCUCCAGUUUGGGGAACUAAGCCUUGGAAGGGAAGAAAGAGGGCCUCUGAUGCAGGUGGAGGAUAUCUCUUGCCACCUAGCUCCUGUGUCCAUUCCAGAGCCCUGUGCAGCCAUGGUGUCAGCUCCACAUCCAGCAGACAGGGCCACUGGAUACUCUGUACAGGCAGAUAUCACAGAUAAAAGCCCUGAUAGGAAGCUGCCUGCCAUCUCCUCCCACUCACCCCCACCUGGAGACGGGAAGUGCUCACCUGGGCUGGUCAUAAGCCCUGGUGAGCACGUUCGGGCACCCGGUAGCCCCCUCAAUGAAAGUCCAGAGUCUUCGCCGAGCACUGCCAUGGAAGACAUUGCUAAGGACUGGGAAGAUACAGUUCCAGGGUUGAAGGACAGAACCUCUGAGCAGGAGAACAAGGAACCUGAGCCAAAGGAAGAAGCCUUACAGCAGAAAGACAAAACUCUGCAGCAGAAGUGUAUUGUUGCAGCGGAGAGGGAUACAGCCAUGUAUUGUAAAGAUGAGACUCUGGAGGGAAAGAAUAAGGUUGUGGGGCUGGAGGAUGUGGCUUUAGAACAAAAGGGCAGAAAUUUAAACCAAAAGGAUAUAGCCCUAGAGCAGAAGGAGAAGGCCUUGGAAUCACAAGACAAAGAACAAAAAGACAAAGUCUUGGAACUGAAGGAUGCAACCUCAGAAGAGAAACAUAAGGCCACAACCCUAGAACAAAAGGACACUGCCCUGGAGCAGAAGGGCAAGGCCUUGGGGGAAAAACACAAAGACUUAGAACAAAAUGAGGAGGACAGGAUUCCAGAAGAAAAGGACAAGGACACAGCUCUGGGACAGAAGGACCAAGCCCUGGAGCCAAAAGACAAAGAACAAAAACACAGCAAUUUAGAACAAAAAGAUAAGGUCUUAGAACAGAAAGACAAGAUCCCGGAAGCCAUAGAACCAAAGGAUGCAGCCUUGGAACCGAAGGACAAAGAACAAAAGCAGGGAACUUCAGAACAAAAAGACAAGGUCUUGGGACAGAAGAACAAGCUCUCAGAAGAGAAAGAGAAGACCUUAGAGCCAAAAGUGCAAGGUUUCAAACAUAAAGACAAGGCCCCAGAGGACAAGGUUCCUGAGCCAAAGGACGAAGUUCUAGAGCAGACAGGUGAAAUCCCUGAACAUCAAGACAAAACCCAGGAACAGAAGGAUGAGGUCUUCAAAAAGAAAGAUCAGGCCUUAGAACAAAAAUACUGGGCCUUAGGAAAGAAGGAUGAAGCUCUAGAAGAAAAUAAGAAGGCUAUUGAACAGCAAGAUAAAGCUCUAGAAGAAAAGUACAAAACUUGGGGGCAAGAAAGCUUUGAGCAGGAGGAUACAAGUGUGAAACCAAAGGAGACCAUCAUAGACAAAAAGUCUCCAGAAAGGGUCACAGCUGCGGCACAGAAGGAAGAAGCUCUGCUGGAGAAGACCAGAGCUCUGGGGCUGGAAGACAGGCCCGUGCAGGAGGGUAAGGGCCAAGAGCAGGAAGAGGCGCACUGGAAGGAGACUGAUAUGGGCCAGGAGUGGCAAAUACCUCCAAUCCGAGGAGAACCUGUUGGAGAACAGAAAGAUCCCACCCCUGCCUGGGAGGAGACAUCUCCGGAGCAGGAUGUCCAAUCUUGGAGGGGCGGAGAGGAUGUGGCUCUGGAACAAGACCCAUACUGGAGGGGGUUGAGCUGUGAGAGAAAGGUCUGGUUCCCUCAUGAGCUAGACGGCCAAGGGGCUCACACACGGUACCCCGAGGAACGAGAGAGCACCUUCCUCUGUGAAGGACUGGAGGAGCCUGAAGCACCCCCACAACGGCACACACCCCGGAGCCCAUGGGCUUCCGAUUUCAAGGGUUUGCAGGAGCCCUCAGCACAGAAGGGACUGGACGUGGAACGGUGGCUCUCUGAGUCACCCAUCGGGCUGCCCCCAGAGGAUGAGGACAAGUUGACCCGUUCUCCCUUUGAGAUCAUCUCCCCUCCAGCCUCGCCACCUGGGAUGUUGGGGCAGAGGGGUCCUCCUACCCCUGGACAAGAAAGCCCUAGUCCCGAGAUGAAGCCCAUGCCGCCUGCCAGGAAAGAACCUGCCGCUCCCUCCUGGCUGGCUGACAUCCCACCAUGGGUGCCUAAGGACAGACCCCUGCCCCCAGCACCCCUCUCCCCAGCUCCAGCUCCCCCCAUACUUGCUCCAGAGCCUCAUGCGCCUGCACCCUUCCCCUGGGGCACCGCGGAGUAUGACAGUGUGGUGGCUGCUGUGCAGGAGGGUGCUGCUGAGUUGGAAGGUGGGCCGUACUCCCCGCUGGGAAAGGACUACCGCAAGGCUGAAGGGGAAGGGGAAGAUGGAGGUGGGCAUGGGGCUCUUGACAGUAGCCCCUGCGGCUCCAAGGUCCCUGAGGCCAGUGACAGCCAUGCCACAGGGGACACAGCGCAGACUGAGGUGGAGCAGAGAGAGCCCACACCCUACCCUGAGGAGAGGAGCUUCCAGUAUGCAGACAUCUACGAGCAGAUGCUGCUGACCGGCCUUGGCCCUGCAUGCCCCACAAGGGAGCCUCCACUUGGGGCAGCUGGGGACUGGCCCCUGUGCCUCUCAGGCAAGGAGGCCGUGGGCCGAAAGGCACCUGUGGAGAAGGAGCGGUCCUCCCCCGUUUCACCGGAGAGCCUCCAACCUGACACUCCAGUCUUUAGCUAUGCAGCCCUGGCAGGACCUACAGUGCCCCCCAGGCAGGAGCCUGAGAUAGGACCAAGCGUAGAGGACAGCCUCAACCCACCUGCAGUGCCCCCUCGUGCUCCUAUCCCCUUAAGCAAAGGCCCUAGUCUCCCUUCCAGUGGUAGUAUCCUGAGCUGCAGUCCAGAUCGGAGGACCCCCUCCCCCAAAGAGUCGGGCCGGGGUCACUGGGAUGACAACACAAGUGACUCAGAGCUGGAGAAGGGGGCUCGAGAAAAGGCGGAGAAAGAGGCUCAGUCUCCAAGCCCUGCUUCCCUGCUCCCUGGGGGUGCCCCCACACUGUGGCCGGAAACUGAGGCACACACAAGCCCUUCCUUGGACUUGUACCUGGGACCUGCCCGACCAAGCCUGGACUUCCCUGCUUCAGCCUUUGGCUUUUCCUCACUGCAGCCUGCUCCCCACCAGUUGCCCUCCCCAGCCGAGCCCCGUUCAGCGCCCUGUGGCUCGCUUGCCUUCUCUGGGGACCAAGCUCUGGCUCUGGCUCCAGGACCCCCAGCCAGAGCCCGGCAUGAUGAAUAUUUGGAGGUAACCAAGGCCCCCAGCCUGGACUCUUCCCUGCCCCAGCUCCAGUCCCCCAGCUCCCCGGGGGCUCCCCUUCUUUCCAGCCUGCCACGGCCUGCCUCCCCAGUCCUGUCCGAGGGCUCCUCCUCUGAGGCUACCACCCCAGUGAUGUCCAGUGUGGCUGAGCACUUCCCCCCAGGCCUGGGGGCUGCAGAGCACAAGUCUGCAGAGCUGGACCCAGGCAUGGAACCCUCGGCCCCAAGGCUCUGGGACCUCACUCCUCUGAGCUCAGUGCCCCUAGCUCCCCUGGACUCAGCCCCAACUCCAAGCCUUCCCGGAGACAUGGAUGGUGGCAGUGUGCCCUGCCACCUGGAGUGCUCAAGGGACACCGCCAGGAAGCCAAGCCCCUUCCAGGGCCUCUCUGGGGAUCCUGCAGCCAAUGGCCCAACUGAAACCAGCCCUAAUCCCACUGGCCUUGCCAUAGCCAAGACCGAGAAGGAAGAGGCUGGAGUCCGCCCUGCUUGGGAGCAAGGGUCCUGGCCUGAGGGAACCGAGAGAAAUGUCCAGCCUGACACACUGCUCUCCCCUGAACAGCCGUUGGGUCCUGAAGGGGGAUCAGGGGGUCCACCCUGCAGUGUCUCUCCUGAGGCUGAGCCUGGGCCUCAAGGAUGUGCCGCUGAGCCCUGGCCCCACUGUGGGGAGCUCUCGCCAUCCUUCCUGAACCCACCUCUGCCACCAUGCACAGAUGACAGUGACCUUUCCACUGAAGAUGCUGGGCUGGUAGGAAGAGGGGGGCACCACCGCAUUGGGGGCCCAGGGGCCAUGGGGGGCCCAUGUCCUAUGGCUGAUGAGACUCCCCCGACAUCAGCCAGUGACUCGGGCUCCUCACAGUCAGAUUCUGAUGUCCCACCAGAGACUGAGGAGUGUCCGUCCAUCACAGCAGAGGCAGCCCUUGACUCUGAUGAAGAUGGGGACUUCCUACCCGUGGACAAAGCUGGGGGGGUCAGUGGAACUCACCAUCCCAGGCCUGGUCACGACCCACACCCCAUCCCUCAGCCGGACCCUCACCCAGCCCCUCCCCGCCCUGAUGUGUGCAUGGCCGACCCUGAGGGACUCAGCUCAGAGUCUGGGAGGGCAGAGAGGCUACGGGACAAGGAGAAGGUGCAGGGGCGAGUGGGCCGCAGGACCCUGGGCCGGGCCAAGCCAGCAUCCCCUGCGCGGCGUCUGGAUCUUCGGGGAAAACGCUCUCCCACUCCUGGUAAAGGGCCUGUGGAUCGAGCAUCCCGGGCCCCACCCCGGCCACGCAGCACCGUGAGCCAGGCCACCCCAACAGAGGAAAAGGAUGGACACAGCUCAGUGUCUAAAGGCCCCAUCAAUGGACCCAAGGCAGGACCCAUGGCCUUGGGGUCCAAGGGUGGCUCUGGCCCCCCUGUUUACGUGGACCUCGCCUACAUCCCGAAUCACUGUAGCGGUAAGACUGCUGACCCCGACUUCUUCCGCCGUGUGCGCGCGUCCUAUUACGUGGUCAGUGGGGACGACCCCACCAAUGGCGAGCCAAGCCGCACAGUGCUGGAUGCCCUGCUGGAGGGCAAGGCCCAGUGGGGGGAGAAUCUCCAGGUGACGCUGAUCCCUACGCAUGACACGGAGGUGACCCGUGAGUGGUACCAGCAGACUCACGAGCAGCAGCAGCAGCUGAAUGUCUUGGUCUUGGCUAGCAGCAGCACUGUGGUUAUGCAGGAUGAGUCCUUCCCAGCCUGCAAGAUCGAGUUCUGAAAGAACCACCCUCCCCGAGGAUCCACUCCCCCAGCUCCUUUAGAAAAUGGCUACAGCUGUGUCCUCCGGGGUUAAGGGAGGUGGAGCUAGGAUGGGGGGAUGUCUGGUUGCGGGGACUUGGGCUGAGCUAAAUGGGAGGUACUGUCCUGCCCUCAUCUACCCCGAGAGGGGUCUCAAAACCAAAAAUAGUAAGGGAGAGGACAAAGGAAGGUCCUAAUUGAAGCUAGGAGGGCAUUCGAUGCCCGAGGAUGCCAAGUGAUGCCCUGUGCAGCACUGUCGGGUGCUGGCAUUGGAUGGGGCAUGAGGAUGGGUCUCAGAGCAGCCUCCUCUUGUGGAAGGAGACUGUACCCCCAACCCCAGGGACCUCCUUAUCUCUAUUUAACAUCCCAGGAAGGAUUCCUGAUAGUAAUUUGUGACCUGGGGGUGGGAUACUAUCAGUAAGGUACCCAGAGCUGCACUGUUCCCUCCACCUCCCAUCUCCUUAGCCACCGCUGCUACACUGUCCUUCGCUUCCCUCAGUAUCUGAAUGUCUCAAUCCAAAACUUGAAGCUCUUCAGACCAACAGACUGGUGAGCAGAGAAAGGAACCCGUCUCCCAGCCCUGUUUCACACCAUCCACACCGUAGGGCUGUGCCCAGAACAGGUCUCCUGGGCAGCACAAAAGGGCAAGGAGAGUCCCAGCCCCAAUCCCAGGAUUCUUCCAAGCUCCCUAACCCUUUGAAGUUUUCACCUACCCCAUUUUAAUGGUCCCAAUCCCUUCUCAUCCCCUGCUUGGCUUCUCUGCAUGUGAUCAUCUGCUGUGGCCUGGUGUGUAAUGGGUUAAAAAUAAGCCACUGCCUGACAUCUCAACAUCGGACACCCCAGCCAUGUGUGAUUCCCCCAACCUUCUACUGUGUCAUCCUGCAGCUGAAAUGGGAAUGCUGGCUGCCUCUCCAAACCUAAACUCUUGGACAGAGGACCUGGGAGGUAGAGGCCAGGCCAGAGGACUUGGGGAAAAUGAGAGGGAAGAAGAGGGAGAUGAAGCUGAGCUAAAACUUUAUGCCUACAACGUGAUGUGGAAGCAGGCUGAAGAUUCCACCCCAGGAGAGGACUUGCCCCCAGCCAGUGAGUGAGCUGCCCUGACUGAGAAGCCUAGGCACCAGUAGUUGCCGGGCUCACCUCUGUGGAAUAACUGGGCCACCAAACCGAGCCCACCUUUUGUCCUUCCUAGCUUUCCCUCUCUGUGCUGCAGUGCUCUGCUUCUCCCUACACAUCCCUGCUAUUGUUCCCAGCUGCUGUGACAGAGCUGCUGAGUCAAACAAUAAACCAAGUUCAUUGCAGAUGGUGUGGU